Molecule: messenger RNA, 1059 nt
Organism: Stomoxys calcitrans (stable fly)
Lineage: Eukaryota; Metazoa; Arthropoda; Insecta; Diptera; Muscidae
Exons: 4
Coding region: 96-482 (128 amino acids)
Source: RefSeq, a predicted model, not a curated record
CCCCAUAGGAGGUCGCUCCACCUUUUCUCUGGAGUGGCAAUUGAUGGUGGCGGGCGCUGGCUGCUGGCGGUUGAGCUCCGGCUGUGGCUCAGUGGAUGGGGCGCGGUUCUUUGCCAACACUUAUUGCCAAAAAGGAGGGACAAAAAAAACUAAAAUCAACCAGCUUGUGGGUGGACAAAUACAGCGGGUUCCUGGUUCUACUGGCGACUGUUCCGGAUAAAAUCCAAUGGAGUCCCCGGGUAUUGUGGUCCUGGUGGCAGCCUCUGCGGCCAAUAGGGUCCCUUUUAGGUUCUCGUUUGUCCGUCCGUCCGUCUAGUCUUUGGGGUUUUCUGAUGUGCUGCUCUCUCAGCACCGUAAGGUCAACAUUGGCUGAUGGGCAAGGAAAUAUCCUCUACUAUCCACUACCUAACCUAACUAUGAGCUCAUGCUUAGGUUACUCUAUAGAACCCAACCAAAGGAAAAAACCUUUUUUAACAAAAUAAAUCCGUCGAGAGUCAACCGUCUGUAUGCCUGCCUGUUUAUGGUCAGAGAAACUUUUUGGACUACCUUAUGGACACUGGGGUAUGCGACAGCGUCUAGGUCCCUCGGUGGAGUAGCGACAGGAGUUUUGGAUAUGCCAAUUGCAGCAGCUGAAGUCUUUUAUACGUGUGGCAGUGGAGGUGGAGGAGUCUUGACUUUCGCUUUUAUUUUUAGACUUAAGUUUUAAGCUUUAAAUUUUACAUUAUAUGAUUUGAUUUCUUUUCAGUGUUUUCUUCUUUAAUAAAUCUUUCUUUUUCUUUUACAGGUUUUUUUUUACAGCUUUACUUUCUUUAAGCUUUCCGAUUUCUUUUAUUCUUUUAUUUUUCAAGUUAUUUUAAAUCAUUGUAAAAUUUUUUUAAAAUAUAUAUAUAUACACAUAUAUACUGUUUUUAGAAUUUUGCCUUAUAUUUGUAACUUUUUCUAUAGCUUUAAGAUGUUCACUAAAACUUUACAUUUGUUUUGAAUUAUUCCUUUAGUUUUCACCACUUUGUUUAUUCUGUGACACCGCUCAAUAAACACAUUAAAUUUUUCUUUUGCUAA